AUGGUUCCCAAGACACAGGAGGAGAAGAUGCGGUCAUCCAACGACCUCUACACGCCCCGCUGGGUCCGAGGCGAUGGCACGGCGCGCGAGGCGUGGUGCAGCCUCUGUGAGCCAGGCAAGUGGAUGCAGCUCAAGACUAGCCAGUACUGGUACCACGUCCGAGGCACCCACGGCGUCAACAGUGUCACGGGCAAGAUCUACGACCCGCCCCUGCAGCUGCGGUGCUACGACGAUGCGGCGGGCACCACGUUGGGCCUGUGCGGCGAGUGCAACAAAUGGGUGGCCAUCUGCACGGCAAAGAGGAAGCGGACGUUUGCUGCUUGGUUCAAGCACGCACACAAG
Acaromyces ingoldii is the source of this 342-nucleotide messenger RNA. RefSeq lists its product as hypothetical. The annotation marks the transcript as partial. The record is from RefSeq and is a predicted model, not a curated record. Lineage: Eukaryota; Fungi; Basidiomycota; Exobasidiomycetes; Exobasidiales; Cryptobasidiaceae. The transcript has a single exon.